UUACAUGUUCCUCUUCCGGUCCAGCCAUAUUGAAUUCGUGGAACCGGCAUCUCUCUAGGUGCUUAAUCCGCCGACAUCGCUAAAAGUGCGCCAUGGAAAAAUUUAGCAUCGAACUGAUCGUAGUGUCCACUCUUUUGGCUACAUGUUGCACUGCAAACCAAGACACUGUCAACACUGCCAUAGUCAACAGCAACGUUGAGAGGAAGAUAGAUAUCAGUACUCAUCUCGCCAAAGUUACCAACGUCAUCACUUUGGAAAAUACAGGAAAGGGUGCUGUGAGAUCUUUUCUGUUUGCACUCGAAGAUGCAGAUGCUAAGGAUCGCUUAUCCUUCAUUGGAGCACAGACAAAGGUAGAAGACGGAGAGGACUCUAACUUACCCGUAUCUGAAACCACUGUCACAACUGAUGCCAAGGGUGCAAAGUUUUGGCGCAUUGACAUCCCAGCCCUCGGUGAAGGCAGCACAACAACGGUCACCGUGGAGACCGUGUUCACCCACAUCCUCCGCCCCUACCCUGCCCAGAUUACACAGGGGGAGAAACAGCUGAUGCAGUACCACGGCAACCUAUAUUACUACUCCCCAUACUCCACCAAGACCCAAACCACCUCUGUGCAGCUGUCCUCCAGCACUAUUGAGAGUUACACCAAGACCAAACCAGUGUCUGUCAAUGACAAGACCAUUACCUAUGGGCCUUAUGAAUCUAGGCCAGCUUUUACUAAAGGAGAGGUUGUGAUCCACUACGAGAACAACACGCCAUUCCUGACAGUGACCCACCUGACGCGGACCAUAGAGGUGUCCCACUGGGGGAACAUUGCAGUGGAGGAGACAUUUGAUAUGUACCACACUGGAGCCAAGCUGAAAGGUCCCUUCUCCAGAUAUGACUACCAAAGACAUCAGGAUGGAGCUUCUUCCAUUAAAUCAUUCAAGACUGUAUUACCUGCCAACGCCAAAGACAUAUACUACCGUGACGAGAUUGGUAACAUUUCCACCAGCAACCUGCGAGAACAGGACGAAGGCAUGGAGCUGGAACUCCGCCCACGUUUUCCUCUGUUUGGAGGCUGGAAAACCCACUACACAAUCGGCUAUAACAUUCCAGCUUAUCAGUAUUUGUACAACUCAGGUAGCAACUAUGCACUGAAGAUGCCUUUUGUAGACCAUGUGUAUGAUGAUCAGGUCAUAGACUAUAUCACAGUCAAGAUUAUCCUGCCUGAGGGAUCCAAGAACAUCCAGUUUAACCCUCCCUACGAUGUGAAGCGUGAUGCAGACAGUCUCCACUUUACAUAUCUGGACACGGUGGGCAGGCCAGUGGUCACCCUCCAUAAGACCAACCUGGUGGAGAACCACAUUCAGGACUUCCAGCUGGACUACACAUUUGGCAAGGUUUUAUUGCUGCAGGAGCCACUGCUGGUAGUGCUGGCAUUCUGGUUGUUGUUCACAGUUGUCAUCAUAUAUGUGCGCCUGGACUUCUCCAUUACCAAGGAUGAGGCCAGUGAAAGCCGUAUGCGCGUGGCCGGGCUCGUUGAAGAAGUUCAGAACGUGCAUGACAAGCGUAGUGCCUUAUACCAGAGCUAUGAUGAUGCUGUCGACAAGUACAAAGCCAACAAAGACACUGCUGCUUUCACCGCACAGCGCAAAAAGAUAGACGCUGACUACAAGGCAUUGACUGAACAGUUUAAGGCUCUGCAGGCCAAGCUUAAACAAGAGGGCACAGAUGUUGCAGAGAAGGUUGCGGAGCUUCAGCGUUUGGACACCCAGUUCCGUGAACAGGUCAACAUUGCAAUCUCCUACGCUGAGAAGUUAAUUGCUGGCAAGAUCCCCAAGGCUCAGUACUUGGAAGCGGAAACCAGCACCAAAUCCAAGAAAGAAGACAUUUUAGGAAAGAUGGAAAACAUCGUCACCAGUCUGUAGCUUGCUUAGGCCGUCCUUAAAAGAUGUGGAUUUAUAUUGGAAAUUGUAUGACAGUACUUUUUAAAGUCACUCAGUAAAGCUUUGUUAGUUGUUGGUCAGCACUCCAUACCAAAUGGUCAGGCCGUAGUCUUGACACAGGACAGUAAAUGACCAGGAUCCAGAUUUUAUUGACCACUCCCACCAUCCCUUCAUUGAAAGGAAGAUGGGGGUGGAGAAUAAACGGAUCCAAGUUUUGUCUCCAAGAUUGCUAAGCAGGAUGGAUUGAAAAAGAAGCGUCGUAUGGCAGCAUUCCAUCGUCAAAGACUUAUUUUAAAAAUGAAUCAUGAAUUAAGAUUGAUUCUGGACAUUCCUUGUUGGAGGAUAAUCUUUUGAAAGUUAGAAGUGCAAAUUAUUUGCCACAUAUGCAGUGCAUGCCAAUGGAAAGAUAAGGAUUUUCAAUAAAAAUAUUUAAUUAAAAA
Messenger RNA from Lingula anatina, 2365 nucleotides. Its product is annotated as dolichyl-diphosphooligosaccharide--protein glycosyltransferase subunit 1. Gene Ontology annotation, cellular component: membrane; oligosaccharyltransferase complex. NCBI's taxonomy places the organism in Eukaryota, Metazoa, Brachiopoda, Lingulata, Lingulida, Lingulidae. The record is from RefSeq and is a predicted model, not a curated record.